CCCCACAGGCUUGCUGCUUGGUUCCAGUUGGGAGUUCACCUUCCCCUGGGGGAAGCUAAGCAACCAUUCCUGCUGGACUUGUCAGACCUGGGACAAUGCAAGCUGUGGAUCUAUCUCUGUGUAGUAUCCUUUCUGGAGUGUGACCAUCACCAUGGGCCUCUCAUGGGCUCUGCUGCCCUUCCUACUCCUGGCCUUCAGAGCUGGGCUCCUUGCCCUCCAGCCAGCUUCUGGAUCUCAGCGACCCUCUGCUUCCUCCUCACACUCCCUGGGUUCCUCUCAGGGCUUUAUUUCAAGCAUCUCCUCCAGCCAGCCCCCCAGCUGGAACUUUUCAGACCAGCCUCCAAGAUCAGAAGCCUCUGCUGGAAUCCCUGAUUCCAACCCGUUUCCUCAGGGACUGAAUUCAAGCCAUGUGCCUGGAUUAUUCAGGGCCAAUGUCUCUGCUGGGGGACAGUAUCUCAGCCCUGAUGUCACCUCCUCUAAGAUCCCUCCUUCCAGAGUGUCUCUUGAUGGUUUAGAUUCUCAAGAUCCUACCCAAGACUCUGAGCCUUCCUUCUCUGUCAAGACUCCAGCUUCACAUAUAUCAGUUCAAGCUCCAGAUAGCAAAGUUCCUACCAAGGCUUCAGGUUCAAAGCUGUCCCUGGAGCAUCACAAUCUUGAACUGUCUGUCCAGAACCCUGGAUCCAAAAUUUCUUCGGAGAUUCACCAGGCUGCAAGCUUCCCUCAGCAAGUGGGGGGACCCCUGGCUGUGCUAGUGGGAACCACCAUUCGGCUCCCCUUGACUCCAGUCCCCAGCUCCCGUCCUCCUGCUCCUUUGGUGGUCUGGCGCCGAGGUUCCAAGGUAUUGGCUGCUGGGGGUCUGGGGUCACAGGCUCCACUAAUCAGUCUGGAUCCCAUGCAUCAAGCCCGCCUGAGAUUUGACCAGAUUCGAGGGGGUCUGGAACUCACCUCUGCCCGGCUGGAUGAUGCAGGGGUGUACACCGUUGAGGUCAUCAGGGGAGGAGUCUCCCAGCAGAUUCGGGAGUUCGUGGUGGGUGUGUAUGAACCCUUACCCCAGUUGUCAGUACAUCCCAGGGCGCCAGAGACAGAAGAAGGGGCAGCAGAGCUGCGGUUAAGCUGCGUGGGCUGGAACCCAGGCAGUGGGGAGCUGAGCUGGAGUAGAGACGGUCGUGCCCUGGAAACCUCAGACCCUGAAGGUGCAGAGCCACCUCGUAUCCACGCAGAACGGGACCAGCUGCUCAUCUCACGUCCGGUACGCGGAGACCACGCCCGGUACACUUGCCAGGUCCGAAGCCCCUUUGGCCACACCGAAGCUGCAGCUGACGUCAGUGUUUUCUACGGCCCGGAUACUCCUGUCAUUAGGGUCUCCUCGGACCGCGACGCCAGUCCUGCACUCUACGUCACUGCGGGCAGCAAUGUGACCUUGUAUUGCUCGGCCCCCUCGCGACCGCCUGCGGACAUCGCGUGGAGUCUGGCGGACCCCACAGAAGCCGCAGUGCCUGAGGGGCCUCGCCUCCUGCUGCCCACUGUGGGGCCAGGCCAUGCGGGCGCUUACGCCUGCAUCGCUGCGAACUCCCGCACUCGCCGCCGCCAGCGUUCAGUGUUCAACCUCACUGUGGCCGAUCUGCCCCCCGGAGCCCCACAAUGCUCAGUGGAAGGAGGUCCUGUGGACCGCAGCCUCCGCUUUCGCUGCUCCUGGCCUGGCGGGGUCCCUGCCGCCUCCCUGCAGUUCCAGGGACUCCCCGAAGGCAUUCGUGCGGGACCAGUGCCAUCUACGCUCCUGGUGACUGUCCCCGCCCGCCCGGAGCUCAGCGGCGUCGCUGUCACCUGCCUGGCACGCCACCUGGUGGCCACGCGCACCUGCACGAUCAUCCCGGAAGCCCCCCAGGAAGUGCUGCUCCAGCCAAUAGUAGAGGAGACACAGCCAGGGGAUGUGGUGGUGGCACUGGAGGUCACUGGCUGUCCCCCACCUUCAAGAGCAUCCUGGGCCCGGCAAGGACGACCCCUGGCUCCGCGUGGUGGGGGUCGACUACGGCUUAGCCAGGAUGGCCGGAGGCUCCUCAUCAGCAACUUCAGCCUGGAUUGGGACCUGGGGGAUUAUUCUGUGCUGUGCAGCAGUGCACUGGGGACUGGAGGCAACCAGAUCACCCUUAUGGGGCCCUCCAUUUCCUCCUGGAGGCUGCAGAGAGCCCAGGAAGCUGCAGUGCUCACCUGGGAUGUAGAGCGAGGUACCCUCCUCACUGGCUUUCACAUCCAGGCAUGGACAGACAGCUCUGAUGUGGACAGAGUCACCAUGAGUAGGGACUGGGUCUCCCUGCUCAUUCUGGGCCCUCAGGAACGGUCAGCCAUAGUGCCACUCCCUCCUCGGAACCCCGGGACCUGGACUUUUCGCAUCUUGCCCAUCUUGGGGUCUCUGCCAGGGACCCCAUCCCAAAGCCAAGUCUACCAGGCAGGCUCUGCCCUGAGUUCAGGGGCCAUUGCUGGCAUCGUCCUUGGCUCCCUGUUGGGCUUGGCGCUGCUGGCUGGCCUUCUCAUCCUGUGUGUCUGCUGCCUGAGGCGUUUCCCAGGAAGGACUUCUCUGAAAAAGCAGCACUCCCUGGCCUUGGCUCCUGUGCUCUCCCCACCAGCAAAAAAGAUGCAGAGUUUGACUCCAAUGCAAACCCCACGGUCUCUUCCCAUCAAAACCCAGAUGCAGAACCCCCACCCAGCCAAGGCCCAACAAGUCAUCAGCCCCAGUCCAACUCUCAGUCCAGGUGGCAGCCCAUGGACUGUUCGGACAGCCACCCAGGUGUGACAAAAGCCAGUGGCCCACUCUUUAUGAAGUGUUUUGGGGUACAGCAUCCUGCUUUGGCCCAGCAGUAUGGAGCUUCCUGUGCCUGAGGACUAGAUCCUAAGAGUGGGACUUCCUGUUUCCCUCUUGUGUCAGAAGACACAAAUUGUCCUUUUGCAUCUAAGGACACCAAUGUGACUUUGGGACUAAGAGACUCACCUGCAGACAGGUGAAUGUGGUUGGCACAAAUUCAGAAGCCUCAUGUAGGGCUUGCUGUUGAGUUCCAAGCUGGAAGGGGAGCCUGGCCACAGUGUCUGCAAAGGUCUGCUACCUUCUCCUGCCCCCAGGCCACAUCCCCUCAGCCUCCAGAGACUCUCAUCCAUCGUCCAGUACAUCAGAUCUUGCAUGUAUCCCAUAUCCCGCUCCCUCCCCCAUCUCUUGAUUUCCCUUUUGCUGUUUUAUUUGACUCAGAAUCUCUUGUAGCCCAGGCUAGCUUCAGACUCCAUAGAUAGCCCAGACUAGCCCUGAGCUAGUGUCUCUCCUGCCCCAGCCUCCCAAGUGCUGGAAUUCAGGCAAGAGCCACCUGUUUCUUUUUUUCCUCCUGUUUGUUUGUUUGUUUGUUUUGGGGAAAGGAUCCCAAUAACACAGACCUUGCCGACCUCACA
Molecule: messenger RNA, 3432 nt
Organism: Mastomys coucha (southern multimammate mouse)
Lineage: Eukaryota; Metazoa; Chordata; Mammalia; Rodentia; Muridae
Gene: Vsig10l
Product: V-set and immunoglobulin domain containing 10 like
Exons: 11
Coding region: 152-2791 (879 amino acids)
Source: RefSeq, a predicted model, not a curated record